Molecule: messenger RNA, 4393 nt
Organism: Athalia rosae (coleseed sawfly)
Lineage: Eukaryota; Metazoa; Arthropoda; Insecta; Hymenoptera; Athaliidae
Product: collagen alpha-1(I) chain-like
Exons: 5
Coding region: 176-3178 (1000 amino acids)
Cellular component (GO): extracellular region
Molecular function (GO): chitin binding
Source: RefSeq, a predicted model, not a curated record
AAUAGCGGGCCGGAGACCAAGAAGAAGAGAAUAUCAUCGCCGGGGUGAGAUCUGCAGGUAUAUAUGUCCACCGCAACACCUCCGUACUCAGUCACCUUCUGACUUUACCUUUGAUCGACUGUUCUCGGGAGGAUCAGUUUAGAGUUACACUUUAAGGGAGGCAGCACCAACAACCAUGAAGACGUGGUCGCUGUGGAUAGCCUUACUGGCUAUCGCCCGCACAUCUUUGGCAGAAGAAGGUUACGUUUACGACCGACCGAAGAAUCCUUUGAUAACUGGACAGCCCGGAGGCACUACGGGACCAGGAGGUCCUGGCGCAGGAAAGCCGCAAGGUCCUCAGGGUGGAUAUCCCGGAUCUGGACAAGGACCUCAGAAUCCUCAGGGGGGACCGUCUCCGGGUGGAUUCCCUGGGCAAGGAGGAUCUCCGGGUUCUCCGGGAAAACCACAGAAUCAAGGACCGAGUCCCGGAUAUCCCUCUGGUGGACAAGGAUAUCCGAGUGGUGGACAAGGACCGUCUUCUGGAUAUCCGAGCGGUCGUCCUGGCGGACAGGGACCAUCGUCUGGAUUUCCGAGUGGCGGACAAGGACCUAGUGGAAAUUAUCCCAGUAGUGGACAAGGACCAUCUUCUGGAUAUCCGAGUGGUCGUCCUGGCGGACAAGGACCAAGUGGUGGACAAGGUCCCAGUGGUGGACAAGGUCCCAGUGGAAAUUAUCCAAGUGGAGGACAGGGACCGAGUGGCGGACAAGGACCAUCUUCAGGAUAUCCGAGUGGUCGUCCUGGCGGACAAGGACCAAGUGGUGGACAAGGUCCCAGUGGAAAUUAUCCAAGUGGAGGACAGGGACCAUCUUCUGGAUAUCCGAGCGGCCGUCCUGGCGGACAAGGACCCAGUGGUGGACAAGGACCAUCUUCUGGAUACCCGAGCGGUCGUCCUGGCGGACAAGGUCCCAGUGGUGGACAAGGUCCCAGUGGUGGACAAGGUCCCAGUGGAAAUUAUCCAAGUGGAGGACAGGGACCGAGUGGCGGACAAGGACCAUCUUCUGGAUAUCCGAGCGGUCGUCCUGGCGGACAAGGACCAAGUGGUGGACAAGGUCCCAGUGGAGGACAGGGACCGAGUGGCGGACAAGGACCAUCUUCUGGAUAUCCGAGCGGUCGUCCUGGCGGACAAGGACCAAGUGGUGGACAAGGUCCCAGUGGAAAUUAUCCAAGUGGAGGACAGGGACCGAGUGGCGGACAAGGACCAUCUUCUGGAUAUCCGAGCGGUCGUCCUGGCGGACAAGGACCAAGUGGUGGACAAGGUCCCAGUGGAAAUUAUCCAAGUGGAGGACAGGGACCAUCGACUGGAUAUCCUGGAGGACAAGGACCGAGUGGUGGAAAGGGUCCUCAAGGACCAGGAGGCUAUCCUAGCGGCGGACAAGGGCCAAGUGGAGGUUUCCCCAGUGGUGGACAAGGACCCAGCGGUGGAUUCCCUAGUGGUGGACAAGGACCGAGUGGUGGAAAGGGUCCUCAAGGACCAGGAGGCUAUCCUAGCGGCGGACAAGGGCCAAGUGGAGGUUUCCCCAGUGGUGGACAAGGACCCAGCGGCGGAUUCCCCAGUGGUGGACAAGGACCCAGCGGCGGAUUCCCUAGUGGUGGACAAGGACCGAGUGGAAAUUCAAAUCAGGGCGGUUUUCCAGGAUCUCCGGGAAAUUUCCCCGCUGGUCAACCGGUACAGUAUGAUGACGGCAAUUACGACGACGGCGAUUAUUCCGCGAUACCUGGUGAGCCUGGCCGUGAUUAUCCUAUCUAUUCUGAAAUCCCUGAGACCGGAUUUAGGUGCGACUCUCAACAGUGGCCAGGAUACUAUGCUGACGUUGAAGCGCAAUGUCAAGUUUUCCACAUUUGUUCUAAUAAUCAAACAUACGAUUUUCUGUGUCCAAACGGGACGAUAUUCCACCAAGAAUACUUCGUCUGUGUCUGGUGGAAUCAAUUCGACUGUGCUUCCGCGUCUAGUUUGUUCUAUCUAAACGAGAAUCUCUACGAUUACUCGAUCAUCGGAUCUCCCGCGCCACAAGGACCCCCGGGUGGCUAUCAACAAGGUGGAAAUCAGCAAGGACAAACAGGAUCUUCUUAUCCAUCGAAUCAAGGACCUCAAGGUGGCAACGGGCCCAGUGGUCCAGGCGGGUAUCCCGGUUCAGGAAACCAGAAUAACAACGGACCUCUAGGCCCAUCAGGUCCAUCGGGUCCUCAAGGACAAGGUUAUCCUCAGGGUCCUCAAGGAGGUAGUAGCCCGGGUGGAUACCCUGGUGGAAAUUUCCCUGGCAACAACAGACCUCAAGGGCCAUCAGGACCAUCGGGUCCUUCGGGACAAGGAUACCCUCAAGGUCCCCAGGGAGGUAGUGGUCCAGGAGGAUAUCCCGGUUCAGGUUCUCCGGGAGGAAAUAAGCCACAAGGUCCAUCGGGUCCUUCGGGAUAUCCCCAAGGUCCGCAGGGAGGUAGUGGUCCAGGAGGAUAUCCAGGUUCAGGUGCCCCGGGAGGAAACAAGCCACAAGGCCCAUCGGGUCCUUCGGGACAAGGAUACCCUCAAGGUCCCCAGGGAGGUAGUGGUCCAGGAGGAUAUCCCGGUUCAGGUUCUCCAGGUGGAAACAAGCCACAAGGCCCAUCGGGUCCUUCGGGAUACCCCCAAGGUCCGCAGGGAGGUAGUGGUCCAGGAGGAUAUCCAGGUUCAGGUGCCCCAGGAGGAAACAAGCCACAAGGACCAUCGGGUCCUUCGGGACAAGGAUACCCUCAAGGUCCCCAGGGAGGUAGCGGUCCAGGAGGAUAUCCCGGCUCAGGUUCUCCGGGAGGAAACAAGCCACAAGGGCCAUCGGGUCCUUCGGGAUACCCUCAAGGACCGCAAGGGGGGAACGGACCUUCGAGUGGUUACCCUGGUUCGGGAUUCCCACAAUAUCCCCAGGGAGGAAGCGGUCCAGGAGGUUUCCCUGGAAACAACAGACCCCAGGGACCCUCGGGCCCAUCGACUCCACCCCAACAAGGACAAGAAGGCUAUCCGAGCGGUAGACCGAGCGGCCCAGGAUUCCCAACCGGUCCAUCGACUCCCGGAGGUUUUCCAGGAGGAAAAGUUCCGCAAUCCGACAACCCAUUCCCAUCGGACGGACCUUCGAAACCAGACCGUGAAUAUCUACCACCCCGAGCCGGAUAAACGUGACAUAUUAAAUCGUUAUAAAUUAAUUAGCCAAGCGACCCACAGCAUCCGCAGAAUUGUUGGUGCUGGACCUUAAGUGUAAAUACAAGCCUUCUUACCUACGACGCUAAAAAAACGGUGCGAUGCCUAGCUGCACCUGGCGUAUAAUUCUAAGUAAAUAAUAUAAUAACGAUAAUCUACGUUCGUAAGUAUAACGAAGAUGGGAAGCAGCGUCGAACUUAAUAAGUCCGUUCAGCCGUGUCUCGCGCGACAAUUCUGUGCCCCUUAUCAAACUAUUCGACGACACGAUUGCUUCCAAUUUUCAAUAACCACCUUACGACGGAGGAGUAUAAACCUUACGAUUCAAAUGCCAACAUGAAAAUACAUCGCCACGUUUAAUGCAAAAACGAACGCAAACGAAAGUUUCCUACGCUCCUCGAAGUGAUAACAUAAAACAUAUUUAUUUAUUACAAUAUGCAUUUAGUAUAUUUUAUGUAUCAAAACUUCAACGUGGGAAGCGCUCAGAUACCGAAACUAAAACCAAACGGACAAACGAAAAGAAGCGAAGAGAAGAAGAGAGAGAAAAAAAAAUAACAAUAUAAAUAUCUGCACAUUUCUGUGAUCGUCAAGAUGCGGCGGAGGAUCGUUAUCCGGUAUAAAACGUUCGUUUUUUUUCGAUUGCCGGUUACACGCGAGCUUGCCUAGUUUUCACCGAUCGCGUAAUGAUGCGUAACACUUGUUACAAGUACCAUCGAGUUUUAUCCAAGUAUCAACGCGGCUAGUUGAAACUGAUCAUUAUAUUACCCGUGCAAGAAAUUCAAAACCCGGAUACAAAACCGUACACCUAUUAAUAUCGCCACUUCUCCGCAUCUUCGCGAUGCAACUUUUUCUUUUUUCUUUUUUCUUAUUUCCUCCGUUUGUUUGUUUGUUUGUUUUUCUUUUAUCUAUUCCUUUCUUCUGAGAUAUACAGUUACCGUGCACAUUAUACACGCGUAAAACCCUCGCAUGCAUCCAACUGUAAUGUAAUCGUUAAGUAAUACAUGCAUGGCAUAAUUGUAAUGACGUUGUUAAGUCAUUUUUUUUUUUUUCGUUUUUCAUUCUUCUUCUUCUUCCUCUUUUUUUUUUCGCAUUUUUGUAACAAUGGUUUUGAUACUCCGACGUGAGAUGCCAUUAUAUAUAUAUAUGUAUAUUUAAUAUAUUAUGUGAAAUAAAGGAAACACCUUUGCAAGUAUA